Messenger RNA from Drosophila simulans, 638 nucleotides. RefSeq lists its product as uncharacterized. The record is from RefSeq and is a predicted model, not a curated record. The coding region runs from base 46 to 588 and encodes 180 amino acids. The transcript has 6 exons. NCBI's taxonomy places the organism in Eukaryota, Metazoa, Arthropoda, Insecta, Diptera, Drosophilidae.
AUAGAAGUGAUUCAGUGAUUCUCCGAUAUUACGAAAAGCAAUAACAUGCAGUCUUUUACAAUUCUAACCCUUUUUGCCAUCGUUCUGGUGGCCCAAAAUGCUAGAGCUGGAACCCUCACCAUUGGGUCCCUGAUGGGAGAUGUGUCCCAAGUGGCCGUUGCUGGGGAGAAGGUCAUCCAUCAACUGGAAAACGCUGUGGCCAGCUCCCAAUCGGAUUUUGUCCAGCCAACCACUUUGAACAUCCUAAGCGACAUGGGAAACGCCUUGGGAGAUCUGGCUAACGCACUUACUAGUCUAAGAGUGGAGAACGAUUACAUGCAACCCGAGGCCACCAAUCUUUUGGGCGAUGUCCUGGGUGGAGUGGGCACUGGUCUCGGAGAUCUGGCUAAUGCCAUUACCAGUCUUAGUGUUCAGAUGACGAACGCACCUCAGGCUCGCAGUCUUUCGUCCAAUGGUGCUUCUAUUAUAGCUGAAGGAGGAGCCGUGAGUGCGAAGACUAUUGCCGCUGCCGCAGAUGCUGCUGCCCCCUAUAUAAAGCAGCUAAAUGCUGGCCUAGGCGAUCUGGCUAAUGCCCUCACCAGCCUCUGAAGAACUUUGAAGCAGUUCAAUUAACAAAUAAAUAUUCAAUCGCGCAAAGA